AUGGCGACUAUAGGCCCUCAUGGCGAGGAGGACGAUUCUCUGAACGACUUCAAGUACCACGAUGAUGAUGGCCCCCAUGAGGCUGAGGCCUCUCCAGACCCUAAAUCACUGCCCAUGCAGAAGAGGCGCCGUGUCGGCCGCGCAUGCGAUGAAUGUCGUCGAAAAAAGAUCAAGUGCGACGGCAAACAGCCCUGCACCCAUUGCACAGUCUAUAGUUAUGAGUGUUCGUAUGACCAGCCCUCCAACCGUCGUCGCAACCCUGCCCCGCAAUACGUCGAGGCUCUCGAAAAUCGCCUCUCCAAGGCCGAAGCUCUCCUCCGAACUGUUCUCCCUAAUGUCAACCUCGACGACCCGCAAUUAGACGUGCAUGCGACGGAACAGAGAUUAGCCGCCCAGAAAGGGAAAGAUGCGACCGAAGGUGCCAAACAGCCGAUUGCCCAGGCGGAUUCUGCACCAGAGGCGGGGGAUGAGGGAUUGCUCGAGACGAUGGUCGAUAAUUCAGGUUGUUUAGAUCGGGAUGAUCAGGGCCAUUGGGAUUAUCAUGGCCACACGUCUGGAAUUAUCUUUGUUCGCCGCUUGCGCAAACAGUUGGGCGCUACGGAGAUCGCUAGUCCGAUGUCACGACCUCGUGCCUCGAUCACAUCGCAUAUGUGGGAUAGUCCAAAGUCGAUGUCUGAGUCGCCUCAGGAUACUUCAUUGCCUCCUACGCAUGAUCUGCCCCCGCGGGCGGUUGCCCGCCGCUUGUGUCACAAUGCGAUCGACCACGCUUGUUCUCUGAUGAGAUUUGUGCAUGAGCCUUCGUUCUUCGCGAGUCUGGAGCGCAUCUACGAUACUCCUCCUGAACAAUUUAGUAAUGAUGAGAAUUCAUUCCUACCGCUUUUGUAUAUCGUUAUCGCGGUUGGAUGUUUGUUCUCGGAUGAUGGAGCUGGCACUCUGGAUUUGUCUGGCUACGAAGGUGCAAUCGGCCAAGGAUUUCAAUUCUUCAAGGCUGGACGACAAUUGUUGGAGGUCACUGAUUGUCGUGACUUGCCUUCUCUACAAGCGAUUUGUUUCAUGGUACUCUUCUUGCAAUCUUCCGCCAAAUUGAGUACCUGUUAUUCCUAUGUAGGAAUUGCGCUGCGCUCAUCUCUACGAUUGGGUCUUCAUCGCACGGUCGCCACAGACUUCAACCCAAUCGAACGAGAACUGCGAAAGCGAAUCUUUUGGGUUGUCCGCAAGAUGGAUGUCUACGUCAGCACCCUUCUGGGUCUGCCUCAGAUGCUGAGCGACGACGAUAUCGAUCAAGAGUAUCCAAUGGAGAUUGAUGGGGAUUUUAUCACCGCGCAAGGAAUCAUUCAACAACCGUCUAAUUAUACGCCGUUGAUGGCCGGGUGCAACGCACACACCCGCCUUUCCAACAUCAUUCUGAAGGUGGUGAAAUAUAUCUAUCCCGUCAAAAAUGCCCGCUAUCGCUCGAAGUCGGACCAGCGCUACAUGGUCAGUCAUUCUAAGAUCCGUGAGAUUGAGCGUGAUCUACAAAAUUGGAUGGAGGAAUUGCCUCCUGCUUUGCGACCGGGCACAGAAGUGUCACCUCAGCUAGAACGUAUCCGACAAUUACUGCGUAUCAGUUACGCACACGUGCAGAUGGUCAUGUAUAGACCUUUCCUCCACUACGUUUCUGGUGGUUCCCAAGCGCGUGGUGUAGAUAAGCGAUCAUAUGCUUGUGCAGCAGCAUGCGUCAGUGUUUCCCGAAAUAUCGUUCACAUUACCACUGGAAUGCAAAAAAGAGGGUUGCUCAAUGGGUCGUUCUGGUUUACCAUGUAUACGACCUAUUUUGCCAUUCUCUCUUUGCUCUUCUUCGUUAUUGAGAACCCUGAUUCACCAACCGCCAAGGACGGUGUGCUGAAAGAUGCCAUGGAAGGCAAGAAUACACUGGCCGGUUUAGCCAAGAAAAGUUUAGCUGCCGACCGGUGCUCUCAGAGCUUGAACUGCCUCUUCAAGACUUUACCUGAGAUGCUCAAGAACCGUCAAAGCUCUAAGACUCCUGUUAAUCUCAAGCGGUCAGCGCCAUCCAACCAAACAGCUGAGCCUGAGCCCGUCCAAUCUUCGUUUGAGAAAACACUGCCACACCGGUCCAGCACUUUCCCUAUGCAGAUGAUGCCCCAAACUCCUACACCCGAGGCUCCGACCCGUCGUCAACAGAGUCUUGACAACACCCAGAUGAUGAACAACCACCCCAGUGAGAAUGGUAGCCAGUCGACAUGGAUCUCCACAACUCCUGAGCUGCUUACGGAAACCAUGUCUACCCCGGAACAGAUAUCUUCAGCUAGCUCCAUGAACCCUUCCAUGUCCAACCAGGAGCCAUCGAGUCUUGCUUGGGCCCAGCAAUUUACCAACCCGGCUAAUCUCCCUGACCUAAUGCCGAUGAUGUUCCCCUCUGACGAUCCGUUCGCGUAUCCCACACAACCCAUGUCCACUCUGGAAGAUGACCACUUCCGCCACGACCGUGGAAUGGCCCCAUCCCAAUACUCCUUUGAUGCAGCCCCACAAGCAAAAGCCAUGGGGACAACGACUCCCACCGAUCCCCCUGGUGGCGUUGGAAUUUCUACCCCGACUUUUGACUUUAACAAUCUCCCUAAUUUCCCCGGCGGGAAUCCCUCGGCGAUUAAGUCAUCAGUGCCAAGCCGUCUCCAAGCUUCCCAUUCUAGAAGCUCGUCACGUAUCCACUCCCCGAUCUCCCAGGGCCAGACCCCAAGCGAGACCCUCAGCAGUCCGGAUCUGGUCUCAAUCCCGAACCAGAACUUCGUUUGGCAGGGUUACAACUUCCAACCGAACAACCCCAAUAACCCCAACAACAUGCCAACCGAAUCCGCCCCGCAGCAAGAGUUCACCAGUCCGAAUGGACUAUCUGAUGUCAGCAUGGGCAUGAUGGAUGAAAACAUGGGCGUGAACAUGGACCUCGGGAUCUCGUUCGACGACCUAUUCGGAAACAAUGCUAGCUUCCGACCUAACAAUGGGGCAUCCAAUGACGAUUGGACUCAGUGGAUGAAUGCCAAUGUCUGA
Molecule: messenger RNA, 3042 nt
Organism: Penicillium arizonense
Lineage: Eukaryota; Fungi; Ascomycota; Eurotiomycetes; Eurotiales; Aspergillaceae
Product: putative C6 transcription factor (Mut3)
Exons: 5
Coding region: 1-3042 (1013 amino acids)
Biological process (GO): DNA-templated transcription; positive regulation of transcription by RNA polymerase II
Cellular component (GO): nucleus
Molecular function (GO): DNA-binding transcription factor activity, RNA polymerase II-specific; sequence-specific DNA binding; zinc ion binding
Source: RefSeq, a predicted model, not a curated record